This is a messenger RNA of Pisolithus orientalis, 526 nucleotides long. RefSeq lists its product as uncharacterized. Gene Ontology annotation, biological process: protein peptidyl-prolyl isomerization. The record is from RefSeq and is a predicted model, not a curated record. Lineage: Eukaryota; Fungi; Basidiomycota; Agaricomycetes; Boletales; Pisolithaceae. The transcript is spliced from 5 exons. Gene Ontology annotation, molecular function: peptidyl-prolyl cis-trans isomerase activity. The coding region runs from base 19 to 441 and encodes 140 amino acids.
AUUUGAUUUCAGGCAGCGAUGCAAGUCACCAGGCUUUGGUUGUCGCUGUUGGCCCUGCUGGUCUUUGCGUUCGCCAAAGAGCAGCCCUCGGAACUUGGCAUCGAAACCACCUAUUUACCAGAGAAAUGUACUGAGAAGGUCAGAUCAGGCGACGCUGUCAGGGUUCACUAUACGGGGACACUCUUUUCUAGCGGUGAAAAGUUCGACUCAAGUCUUGACCGUGGAGAACCUCUUUAUUUCAAACUCGGUGUCGGGCAGGUAAUCAAAGGGUGGGACGAAGGUCUGCAGGGAAUGUGCGUGAACGAGAAGCGUACCCUUACCAUCCCUUCAAGGUUGGCGUAUGGUUCACGCGGUGCUGGCAAAGCAAUCCCACCGAAUUCCGCUUUGAUUUUCGAUGUCGAACUCGUUGGCGCAGAGCCUGGCAAACGCGAAGAGCUGUGAACUCUAGGCGUGUUAUUUCUGGUACAGCUAUUAUCCCCUGGUGGCGUUUGUUAUACGGUCUGAUACUCGAAAAUGUUAUGGUACC